AUGGACGGAGGGUUAUCCGGCCAGCCGAGCUGCUACGCGGGCACUUCCGGGCAGGGCCAGUUCGAUCUUUACGGGGGUUCCUUCUGCGACCAGACUGGGUAAAUCAGGCGGGGGAGAAGAUCAGCCCCCUUCUUCCAAGUUCUUCGAGUUCUUGCCGUUGAGAUUGCGGUUGUUGAUUUCUCCUCUGAAGCAGCUUGCCGGGGUUCGACUUCAAGGAUGGGCUGGGCUGCCUGGGGGUGGACGAUUCGUCGAUGAGCUCCGGAGCUUCCGGUUUGACCCGGCCGCAGUUCUACCAGGUAUGCCUCUCUCUCUCUCUUCUUCUGAAAAAUUUUGCCCGUCGAUAGCUUCUGGGUUUUCGAUCUUCACUGCUGUUUCUCUCUCUAACAGGCCGCGGAGUUCGGCGGGGGGAUCGAAUUGGGGAUGCCCUCAGGAAGCACCAAUGUACUGGAACAGAAGCCUUUUUCGAUCCCUCUCUCUCUCUCUCUAUCUCUCUACCUCUCCGCUGUGGGGCUGAAAUCGCUGAUGGGGCCGGCUGUUUCUGCAGGUAACGGCGCAGACGGGGGUCAAGAGCAUGAUGAUCGCCGGAGAAUUCGUCCAGCAGUCCCCGCUGGGGGAGUUCUUCCAACCCGAUCAGAACCUGCGGUCCCUCUCGUCGUCGUCGAUGAGGUCUCUCUCAGUGGGUAGCCCGGCUUCUGUGGAGCAGGUGGCCCACCGGGUGACUAUCCUGGCCUACGACCAGUUCCGGGGAGUCCAAUUUCCGACGCCCACAGACGACGACGCUGCCAUGGCUAGGGCAAUGCUGGCGGUGAUGUCGUCGUCUUCCUCUUCCUCCUCUCCCCGUCUUUCUGCAACGAGCAGAGCCUGGCAUGACCGGGGGAGAAGUCGAGGAGGAGGAGGAGCCUUCAUUCCCUACGAUCCCACCGCCCCAGCCGUCGCCGGAGUGGAAGCCAGGAAGCUCUCGCCGGGGCAGGAGAUGAUGAAGAGGAGCUUCUCUAUCUUGCGGGGGAUCAGCCCCAUGAGCGGCGGCGAUGCCCGGUUGCAGGAAUCCCGGCCGACGACCAACCAGCUGCACCACAUGAUCUCCGAGAGGAAACGCCGGGAGAAGCUCAACGAGAGUUUCUCUGAUCUGAGAACGCUGCUUCCCCCGGGGACCAAGGUACGCCCCCGGCUAGCUCUUUCUUUGAGCUUCUUCUCUCCGUCUUCGUCUUCCUCUUCUUCUUACCUUCAUUCAUGCCGCCUUCGUCUUCCUCUUCGUCUUAACCUGAUAUCUCCUGCCUUCGUCUUACUCUUCUUCUUACCCUAAUAUAUGCCUCCUUCAUCUUCCUCUUCGUCUUCUUCUUAACCUCAUAUCUGCCGCCUUCGUCUUCGUCCCACCAGAAGGACAAGGCCUCCGUUCUGGCGGGCACCAUCGAGCAGGUGAAAACCUUGAGAUCGCAGAUCUCCGACCUGGAGGAGAAGAACAAGGCCAUGGAGAUGAGCAUUCUCCCUCCCGACGAGGAGGACGGCAGCGCCGACGGUGUGCAGGAGAGGAUUCGGAUGACCUCCGCCACCGAGCCGUCGUCGGGGAAGCAGCUGAUAGAGCUCAGAGUGACCGUUCCGGCGGAGUGCGACAUGAUAGACCCCGUCCUCCACAUCCUCGAGUUCCUCAGAAAGAGGCCAGAAGUCAACCUUCUCUCUCUAGAUGCCAGCAUCUACCUCCGUCAGAAGAACCCCGUCAGACUGACCAUCUUGACGAUACGUCUCAAGGUAUGCCGAUUUUGCUUCGAGCUCAAGGUCCUAGUUCAAGUUCUUCUCUCCCCACUGUUUUCCUCGAAGAGCUUUUUCGACUUUAAUGGAGGUGGUACACCACGUAGAGAGAGAGAGAGAGAGAGAGAGAGAGAGAGAGAGAGAGAGAGAGAGAGAGGGAGAGAGAGAGAGAGGGAGAGAGAGAGAGGUCAUUCUUCUUUGUGCGGUGAAGGAAGCCUCCCGGUGAGUUUUUUCUUCUCUCUGGGAUUCUUCCUAUGCUUCUCGUCCUAGUCGAAAGGUGAUGAGAAGGCCUCCUAAAGACAGAAGCACGUUAGACAGAGGAUCUUUGAGGGCGACGCUCUAGAAAGAUCGGUUGUGCACAAUGAUUUCUUUGAAUUAUUCUACGUCGAAGUUUGUUUCCUUGUAUACCUCUCUCUCUCUCUCUCUCUCUCUCUCUCUCUCUAAACUUAUCAAGUAUGAAGUGAGGGGAAGAUGACCAACUGGAGCUCCUGAUGGUGCUUUUUCGCAGGGGGGAGAAGAGUGGGACGAGGGCCCUUUCAAGGAAGCCGUCACCCGCGUCAUAAAUGAAGCUCUACCGUGA
Molecule: messenger RNA, 2326 nt
Organism: Spirodela intermedia
Lineage: Eukaryota; Viridiplantae; Streptophyta; Magnoliopsida; Alismatales; Araceae
Source: the annotation of a GenBank genome assembly